AUGCACCCUAUUUCUCUUCCCAGUCCGAAACUGUAUACUCGAUUUCCCAUGAAUAUCCGGAUCGGCAAUGCAAAUUGUCGAACUUGGAUGAUGUUGUACCUUCAAGUCAGCAUUCGGAAUAUCGUUCUCCGCUUCCUAGCACAGGCACCCAGUCGCUUGCACACGCCAGAUUCAUCCCAUCAAGACCCAUCCUCCCGCCAUGCCCGGUGCCUUUGUACUAUUUCCCCCAAAAAUAUCCCAUAUUCCAUCUAUCCCGUCAUCGCCAGUUCACUUCCUCAGUCCCUCAAAUCAUCUAACCCAAACCUUCGCGUUCACAUUCCCGAUCCGUGGGGGAAGGGAUUGCAGCUUUUUGGCCAGAACUCCAUCCUCGCAAAGUUCACUCAGUCCGAAUUCGAACCGGUCGAGAUCCAACGCAUACGCCUGUUACACACCCUUGCCCCACCGGGGAGCACAUUCGAUUUCGCGUGGAAUAUGUUCCGAAAAUUCUUUAAACAACGAGUCGGAUGCGAAUGGGAAGCUCGUGAGGGCUUCGGGAAGUCAGCUCAUGGUUUGGAUGGAGACCGAGAGGGGAGGAUUGGAGGUGACGAUGGUGCAGAUGAUGACAGGUUCUUUGAGUUCCUGGGUCCAGUCAUUUCAACGCAACAUGGACUUGAUAAUGUUGGCGGACGAGCUGAGACGAUUGAGGGAAAAGAGAGGAGGCCGAGCGUGACGGUUGUGAUGAAUACCAAUGAGCUGGUGGGUCAUGAUCCAGUCGACAUAAAGGCGAAGACUCCAGAAGGUGGAUGGCGAGACACUGAAUUUGGUGGUUGGUCGAAGAUUAUUGAUCGAGAUUCGAGAGAAAGCGAUCCAGAGCUGGGUGGAAGUGAGGUUCAGCAGAGCCGAUGA
Rhinocladiella mackenziei CBS 650.93 is the source of this 885-nucleotide messenger RNA. RefSeq lists its product as uncharacterized. The transcript has a single exon. NCBI's taxonomy places the organism in Eukaryota, Fungi, Ascomycota, Eurotiomycetes, Chaetothyriales, Herpotrichiellaceae. Bases 1 to 885 code for a protein of 294 amino acids. The record is from RefSeq and is a predicted model, not a curated record.